AUGGCAUCCCUUCAGCACUUGCAAAUAUCUCAAUCCCGCCCUCAUCCUCUCACACAACUCUCCGUCACAGAAGCAAAUAUCGCUCGCGAUGUAAUUCUUCAAUUACACGACAAAUCUGUCCUUGAUUUCCGCACAAUAUCACUUGAAGAGCCGCCGAAAGCUCAGUUACAACCGUUCCUCGACGCCGAGGCCGCAGGAAGUCUUGCAGCCAACCUUGCGAGGCCUGAUCGCCUGGCUCGUGUAGCUUACGAUGUCGUGAGCGAGAACAAACUCUUUCAAUUCUACGAGUCUCUCGUUGAUGUGAGCACUGGAAAGCUAGUUGGACAGGAAUUGAUUGACCCAAAGCAUCAAGCACCCCUGACACUAGGCGAAUUCGACCAUCUCGUAAAGGUGGUAUGGAGAUCCCCCCUCUUCAAAGCAGCGAUCGCAGAGUUCCAUCUCCCAGAAGGAUUUGAAGUGAUUGUUGAACCCUGGCCUUACGGAGGACCAGAUCCAGAUGAAGAGAGUACAAGGUACUUCCAAGGCCUAUGCUUUGCCCAAGACACCCGUAAUGAAAACCCGGACUCGAAUUUCUAUGCUUAUCCCCUCCCUUUGAUCCCUGUCAUGGACUGCAAGACCCGGGAAGUCGUUCGCAUCGAUCGUCUUGCCACAGGUGGAAAAGAGGAUGGACUUGCAAAAGGAACACAUCUAAGUAAGGUUCUCGAGCAUUGCAAAGGUGCUGAGUAUGUGCCCGAACUUCUGGAGAACGGAACAAGAAAGGAUUUGAAGGCCCUGAAUGUUUCGCAGCCUGAUGGGCCGAGUUUUACGGUCACGGAUGAGAGUCUGAUCGAGUGGCAGAAGUGGAGAUUCAGGGUAGGGUUUAAUCAUAGGGAGGGUGCGACGAUUCAUGACGUUAGGUAUGAUGGAAGGAGUGUCAUGUACCGGUUGAGUAUAAGCGAGAUGACUGUUCCAUACGCAGAUGCUCGUGCACCAUUCCAACGGAAGCAAGCCUUCGACUUUGGAGACGGAGGCGCCGGUACUUGUGCCAACAACUUAGAGCUUGGAUGUGACUGCUUAGGCCAUAUCAAGUACUUUGACUCAACGAACACCACAUCCGACGGCACAACAUCCGUAAGCAGCAACGUCAUCUGCCUGCACGAAGAAGACAACGGCAUCGGCUGGAAACACACAAACUGGCGCACUGGCCGAGCAGUGGUGACUCGAAAUCGCGAGCUUGUCGUUCAGUUCAUCAUCACCCUCGCCAACUACGAAUACAUAUUCGCCUAUAAAUUCGACCAAGCCGGCGGCAUAACCAUCGAGACACGCGCCACAGGAAUCGUCUCCGUAGUCAACAUCGACCCCGGCAAAACCUCCGACUACGGCAACGUCGUCUCACCGGGUGCUCUCGCGCAAAACCACCAACACAUCUUCGCUGUGCGCAUAGAUCCUGCCGUCGAUGGCCCCAACAAUACCGUGAUAGUAGAAGAGUCACAUCCAGUCCCCUUCUCGCCCGAACGUAACCCAGCAGGCAAUUUCUACGAGAUCCAACAAACACCCAUCUUAACCUCGCAAGGACUAGACGCGGCGCCCCACCACAACCGCGUUGUCAAGAUCGUAAACAGAGCCCAGCGGAAUCCUAUCAGCGGCAAACCAGUGGGGUACAAAUUCAUCCCAUCGCCUACGCAAAAGCUCCUCGCUCAGUCGGGCAGUAUCCAAGCCCGAAGAGCACAAUUUACCAACCAUCAUGUGUGGGUGACGAAGUACAAAGAUGGCGAAUUGUUCGCGGGUGGCAGAUAUACGCUUCAGAGCCGAGACGAGGUGGACGGGGUCGCAGAUGCGGCGAAGCGGGGUGACGCUGUGGAGGAUACGGAUGUGGUUGUUUGGAACGUGUUUGGCUUGACUCACAAUCCUAGAGUAGAGGAUUGGCCGGUUAUGCCGGUGGAGAUCCACCAGCUGCAUAUUAAGCCUGCUGAUUUCUUUUCGGCGAAUCCGGCAAUUGAUGUUCCUUCCAACAAGAACCUUUCUUCUAAACUUGUCGAAAAGGAGUCUUGCUGUCAAGAACAAACACAUUAA
Lachnellula hyalina is the source of this 2052-nucleotide messenger RNA. RefSeq names its product Copper amine oxidase. Bases 1 to 2052 code for a protein of 683 amino acids. Lineage: Eukaryota; Fungi; Ascomycota; Leotiomycetes; Helotiales; Lachnaceae. Gene Ontology annotation, biological process: amine metabolic process. The transcript has 5 exons. The record is from RefSeq and is a predicted model, not a curated record. Gene Ontology annotation, molecular function: quinone binding; copper ion binding; primary methylamine oxidase activity.